Molecule: messenger RNA, 254 nt
Organism: Podarcis lilfordi (Lilford's wall lizard)
Lineage: Eukaryota; Metazoa; Chordata; Lepidosauria; Squamata; Lacertidae
Source: the annotation of a GenBank genome assembly
CCACCUAUAAAAGCCACCCUUGCGCGGGACUCCCAACAGAGCCAAAGCAGUGCCGGUCACAAUUCACAUUCACACACACAAAACAGAUCUUCUCGGAGCGCAACACACGGCCGCCCGCCUCCUCACAACAGGUCUGGCUUCGCUUCGUGUACACUUCCCGCGCUGCAACGUCUCGACUUUCUGAAGCCUCCGGAUCAGCGAGGCUGGUCUCCCGCCAGAAUACAAAGGCGCAAAGGCAGAGAAAUAAAGCGCAG